This is a messenger RNA of Girardinichthys multiradiatus, 3481 nucleotides long. It is a transcript of the gene arid3c, whose product is annotated as AT rich interactive domain 3C (BRIGHT-like). Gene Ontology annotation, cellular component: nucleus. The record is from RefSeq and is a predicted model, not a curated record. Gene Ontology annotation, biological process: regulation of transcription by RNA polymerase II. Bases 1356 to 2852 code for a protein of 498 amino acids. The transcript has 7 exons. Gene Ontology annotation, molecular function: DNA binding. Lineage: Eukaryota; Metazoa; Chordata; Actinopteri; Cyprinodontiformes; Goodeidae.
ACGUGGAACGGAAAAGGUGCAGUGUAAAUACAAAGAAAUCAGAAGUUAAGUAAAACAGUAAAAGCAUUACAAUGUAUUUCUAAUACAGGAACACCAAAUUAGCCGGACUCCAUUUCCUAAGUAAAUGAUUCAAUGAAUAAAUAAAUAGAGAGAGAGCGUAACCCCCCAAUGGUAGACCCAAAGUUGCGCCCAGAAAUCACAAGUCAAUUCAGUAAAAUGAUUCAGUUCAGUUAAAUGCAUUUCAAUUUGAUCCUAGCUAUUCUUGCAAAGUUUUUUCUAACACCAAUUGGUAAAGCCAGGCAUUUAUUUAGAAAUAUAUCCUGAGUUAGUGCCAGUUCUGCCAAAUUACCCAACGAUUACACUGUAAAUAAGCUUAAAAAAAACUUAAAGAUUGAAUUUUGGUUGUAUUUAAAAAUGUAUUCUGUGUUUGUUUUUUUUGUCAUGCAUCUUGUGUAAAAAAUUUCAUGAGUAUUUAAUUGACAUUCUGUGGUUGAUGUUUUUAGCUGACAAGAAACCUUAGUGCUAUGGGUUUAGUCAACAACAAGUUGAUCUUGCACAGAAUGCAGUUUAACACUUGUGGAGAUUUGUCAGAAACAAACAAAAACAUUAUGUAGACAGUUAUCAUUCCAAGAUUCAUGGAAGUUCCUCCAAGAAGUGCAAGUUUUCGCAGAAGAUUAAAAGAAACUCAGCAGGAAAAGCAAAUAAAAGGCUUUAUAGUUUAGAUCAAGUAGCUUUAAAUAAAGUUUAUAGUCAGGAACCUGAUUUUAGCUGUUGCUCGGAGUGUCAGAGGUGUAAUCAUCUUAAUAAAAGAGGUGUCUCAGGACCAGAGGUGCUGAUGCGUUGGUAGGGAUGAUCUCUGCUUUCACAGGUCAUUCUCAACACAAGCACCACUUGUUGCCAAAGCAGCUCAGAUCUCCAGGAAUUCAACACUUUUCUUUGAACAAUCAAAUAUUUUGACGUAGGAUUUCUAGAUUAAAAGACAACUCCUGGCAAAGGAUGGCAAACAAACCUUUGGUAAGUGUUUUUACAUCUGUCAUAUUGCUCUACGUUUAGACUCUGCAGCUUUACAGUAACUUAGGUUUACUUUAUCAGGCUGUUUAUAACUUGGGCUGGCGUAGUCUAGGCGGAAAUUGAAAAAAGACGUUUUGGGGUUUUUUACUUUGUUUUAGACAGUUUUCAAGUUUUUAGUGUGCUGAAUAUGUCUACUUAAAUGAGGCUGAUCGAAACUGGUCUCUUCACAGCCCGGCUCUUGGUCCGCCGCUCGCAGCCUUCCACCUCAGACUGUAUCUGACUCCUGCCACAGCGGCUUCCAUCAUGCCACCGCCGGGGGCAGCGGGACGAGGCUGGAGGCGGUGAUGGAAAACCUGCAGCGCCAACAGGCAGCGCGCCUUGCCGUGGAGGAGAAGCUCCGGCAGGCCGAAAAUAACAGGAAUUUCUGCAGCAUAGUACAGUCCCAGAUCCACCGCCAAGCUCUCGCUUUCAGUCACUACCACGGCGCGAUGGGUAGCAGUCUGGCUGCUGGAGCUGGCUCGUCCACCGGGGUGACGCUUCUUCACCGAGAGGAUGAGGACGGGAUUUCCAAACCUUGCACUGAUGAUAAGGAACGGAAGGAAAGGGGAGAUUACACAGAUGAGCAAGAAAUCACUGAUGAAGAGGAGGACGAGGAAGACAUGUUCAACCCUUCCCAUCUCAGACAAUCCGGGCUCUGUUCAGCUUGUGUGUCUCCGAAGGGCGCCACAGUGCGCUUCCUUACCACAGACCGAGUUCCACGCACCGAGUCUCCGUCCGCUCACUCCCACCAGGAGUGGACUUACGAGGAGCAAUUUAAGCAGUUGUAUGACCUGGAUGACGAUAAAGAACGCAAAGAAUUUCUUGAUGACCUUUUCAGUUUCAUGCAAAGACGGGGGACUCCAGUGAAUCGGAUUCCUAUCAUGGCAAAGCAGGUGCUGGAUCUCUACAUGCUCUACAAGCUCGUCACAGAAAAAGGCGGCUUAGUGGAAGUCAUCAAUAAAAAGAUAUGGCGUGAGAUUACCAAAGGCCUCCACCUCCCUACCUCUAUUACCAGUGCAGCAUUUACUCUUCGAACACAGUAUAUGAAGUAUCUCUAUCCAUAUGAAUGUGAGAAGCGGGGACUGAGCUCCCCUGGUGAACUUCAAGCAGCAAUUGACAGCAACCGUCGGGAGAGCCGUAAGCAGAACUACAGUUCUGCCAUCUUUAACUUCUCUGCCACACGCACAGAAACUCUUCUUCCAACACCAAAAAUACAGCAUGUGCCUGUGCUAUCUCACCAAAGCAGCUGUAUCUCUCAGGCACCUAUGGUCAAGAAAGAGGAGCUUGGGAUAGUCAGCUGCCUACCAAGCAAGGUGGCCCUCCCCAUACCACCCGGUGUACAUCAGGUGGCGGCCAUGGCUGCCGAGGCAGCAGUGGCUCAGUCAGCAGCCCUGGAGCAUCUUGGAGAGAAGUUUGAAAACUGUGCACCUAAACAAAACAAGUUGAUGAAGAUUGCGGAAGAUCAGCAGAGGAUAAUGGAGCAGGCAUUUCAGCAGAAUCUGAUCGCUCUGGCCACCCAGACUCCUCUCAACAUUAAACUCAACAACAGAGAUGAUAGACAAGAGUCCGCAUUGAACCUGUCUACCAACGGCAUUAACAGCAUCAACAUGUCAAUAGAAAUAAAUGGAGUUGUCUACACAGGUGUCCUCUUUGCCCGGCAGUCGGCAGUGGCAGGGAUUACAGAACACCAUGGGAAGCACAACUGUAAAACUCAGGGAAGGUCCAGUGCAACAUUUUUCCAGCCCUCUGGUUUCUCCUACUCUUCUGCUUCUCUUCAUGGACAAAGAAACGCAUCCACUUAAUUCUGUGUAAUUUUUCUAUCACCCACUGACAUAAGAUGUGACCUGAAUGAAGCCAAAUGAAGGGUUAUUCCGUUACUCUCUAAGGCAAAAAGACUGGCAGCUGAACAGGAACAUUUCAACAACAAACUGCAGUUUUAUUAUAUUAUUUAAUGCUUAUUAACCAUCUUUAAACACCCACUGAUUCCAGAUUGAUCUAAAGAACAAAAUAUACACUGAUCCUGCUUUUAGCACACCUUUGAUGACCGUUACUUUACCUAUGAAUCUAUUGAAGAAAAAAGCAUGAAUACAAAUAUGGCACAUUAAACACAGACACAUUGCAAAUAUCCUACAGAAUGACUUUCUGAUCUGUUUGGCUUCAUGUUCUCUUUAAAAACUUUGCAUAAAUAACUAAUAAUUACAAACAUUUUUACUGUCUACUGUAUAUUUGUGUCAGCCAUUCCUGGCAUGGCUUUUGUUUUACUGCUGUGAUGAAAAGUACCAAAUAAUUUCUGUGGUCCAGGUUAGUAAAACUGUUGCAUAUCAAAAACAAUAUUCUUUGGAGAGAGUAAAGCAAUUAAGAUUUGAAUUGCCUGUAUGCAGCUGAACAGAUGAGCAUAAAUAAAUGUGAUGACUAGAGGGGCAAAAAUAUA